AACAUGACUUGGACGGUAGCUGAUGCUGUGGACUACAAGGGUUUCCCUGCUGACAGAUCUAAAACUGGCGGAUGGGUGCCUGCUGCUCUUAUUCUAGUUGUUGAAGUGUGUGAGAGGCUGUCAACAAUGGGAAUAGCAGUAAACCUAGUGACCUACUUGAUUGGAACAAUGCAUCUGCCUAGUUUCACUUCGGCCAAUAUCGUUACAGACUUUAUGGGCACAUCAUUUCUCCUGUGUUUGCUUGGAGGCUUUCUUGCUGAUUCUUUCCUCGGCAGAUACAUGACUAUUGCCAUCUUUGCUGCAAUACAAGCUCUCGGCACUGGCGGAUUAGCAAUAGCAACAAAACUGCCACAGCUACGCCCACCUCCCUGCGGAGCAACCGCCGCUCACUGCAAACAAGCCAGCGGCUUCCAACUGGGAAUUCUAUACGUGGCUCUAUAUCUCAUCGCAUUAGGGACCGGCGGCCUAAAAUCAAGCGUAUCGGGAUUUGGAACCGACCAGUUCGACGAGAAAGACGAGAAGGAGAAGGCUCAGAUGGCCUUCUUCUUCAACAGGUUCUUCUUCUUCAUUAGCAUCGGAACUUUGACGGCGGUCACGGUGCUCGUCUAUUUGCAAGACGAAGUGGGUCGGAGCUGGGCGUACGGAAUAUGCUCCGUUUCCAUGUCCAUAGCGAUCAUCGUCUUCUUAUCUGGGACUAAAAGAUACAGAUACAAGAAGAGUUUGGGAAGCCCCGUUGUUCAUAUUCUCCAAGUUUUUGUUGCUGCUACAAGGAAGAGGAAGAUGGACCUUCCUUUUCAUUUUGGCUCAAUGUACGAGGAUUCUCCCGAGGCUUCAAGAAUUGACCACACGGAGCAGUUCCGUGUGUUGGACAAGGCAGCGAUUGUUGCGGAAGGUGACUAUGAGAAGGAUGGCGGUGGUGCUCCAAAUCCAUGGAAGCUAUGCUCUGUGACGAGGGUGGAGGAGGUGAAAAUGAUGAUAAGACUACUACCAAUAUGGGCGACGACCAUCAUAUUCUGGACAACAUACGCGCAGAUGAUCACCUUCUCAGUUGAGCAAGCAUCGAGCAUGGAAAGAUCGAUUGGGAAUUUUCAAAUUCCAGCAGGCUCGCUUACUGUCUUCUUUGUUGCUGCCAUAAUGAUCACUUUGGCUAUUUAUGAUCGUCUCAUCAUGCCUCCAUGGAAGGCAUUGACAGGGAAACCAGGUUUUACGAAUCUUCAGAGGAUGGCAAUAGGACUAGGCCUGUCAGUUUUUGGAAUGGCAGCCGCCGUCCUCUGUGAGAGAAAGCGGUUGGCGGUGGCAAAAGCCGCGGGCAGCAGAGCCACUUUGCCUAUAAGCGUCUUCUUCUUAAUCCCACAGUUUGUGUUGGUGGGUUCUGGCGAAGCCUUCAUAUACACUGGGCAGCUAGAUUUUUUCAUAACCGGAUCACCAAAAGGAAUGAAAACCAUGAGCACCGGUCUCUUCCUGACAACGUUGUCGCUUGGUUUCUUUGUCAGUAGUUUCUUGGUGUCGGUCGUGAAGAGGGUGACUGGAAGCAAGGAUGGGCAUGGAUGGGUGGCAGACAACAUCAAUAAUGGGAGGCUUGAUUGUUUCUAUGGACUCCUAGCUGUACUUGGCAUCAUAAAUUUUGUAGCAUUUCUUUUUUGUGCGGCAUGGUACAAGGCAUCCAAGCCUAAAUCUUCUUUGCAGAUGGGGAAUAUUGUUUAG
Corylus avellana is the source of this 1704-nucleotide messenger RNA. Lineage: Eukaryota; Viridiplantae; Streptophyta; Magnoliopsida; Fagales; Betulaceae. The record is from RefSeq and is a predicted model, not a curated record.